AUGGACGAGCAAUCGGGCCUUUCAUCUGGCCUAAGGUCGACUUUCUCUUUUACCAGCUUUCUUUGGCUGGGCGCUCUCUGGAUCGGCUACCGGAUCGCUAUUGCGCUCUACAACAUCUCGCCAUUUCACCCCCUUGCUCGUUUCCCUGGUCCAAAGAUCGCUGCCGCGUCGUAUCUCUACGAAGCAUACUACGACUGGUGGCUGUUGGGUCGAUAUGGCAAGGUCAUCGCUCGCAUGCACGAACAAUAUGGGCCUAUUGUCCGCAUCAAUCCAGACGAACUGCAUUGUGCUGACCCAGCCUUCACCGAUGAGAUCUACGCCGGACCUGGCCGUAUCCGGGAUAAGUGGCAGCAUCAAUUGAACACUGGCGGAGCAGGACCUGUUUCAGUCACCGGCUUUUCCACAGUCAACCAUGAGCUCCAUCGUCAGCGGAAAGCACCGUUGAGCAAGUUCUUCUCCCGUCAGCAAAUGUUGAAGUUGGAGGGCGAGGUGCAGGACUUUGCGACCAUGGUGGCGAACAAGAUGCUAGCUUCGGCUGGUAAAGGUGCAUUCGACGUCAAGGAAGCCUUCAAUUGCUACACUGCAGACGUCAUCUCUCAGUAUGCUUUCGGUGAGCCCAUGGGCUUUGUGGCACAAGAAGGCUGGGAACCCAAUUUCGCCACAUGGGUCAAAUCCUUCUUCAAGAGUGCUUACAUGAUGCGACACAAUGCUCUGGGCCGAAAGAUGGCACAAGUCCUUCCGUUCAUGGCCGACUACCUGGGUGAAGAUGUCAAGACUGUUAUGAGGAUCAUGAAUGUCACAAUCCCACAGUACAUCAGCCAGGCUCUUAGCAACCCUGACAACGGACGUGUGUUUGCCGAAGUCAUGGGCAAAGACAAGUCCAUGUCCGAAGAGGAGAAGUACCGAUACUCGGGCGAAGGCUUCAACUUCUUGUUGGCCGGUACUGAAACAGCUGCUGCCAUACUUACAGUCUUCACUUAUUGGUCACUCGCCAAACCUGAAAUCUCUCAGAGACUCAGGAUGGAACUUUUGCAAGCUGGCAUUGCUUCCAACACGAUUAAGUGGGUCGAGCUCGAAAAAGUGCCAUAUUUCUGGGCCGUCUUGCAAGAGUGUCUGCGUAUGAUGCCUGGUGUAUCCCACCGUUCGGCCAGAAUUGCGACCCACGAGGAUCUCCACUACGUAUCGGCGGACGGCAAGUCAGACUGGGUGAUUCCAAGAGGAACGCCCAUUGGCAUGACGUCAAUGAUCAACCACUGGAACAGGGAGCUCUUUCCUGACCCUGAUGAGUUCCUUCCAGAACGGUGGUUGUUGGAGGAUGGAUCGCAAAACUACACGCUGCAGAAGAAGCUCAUCGCGUUCGGAAAGGGUACUCGCAGCUGCAUUGGUGAACAGCUAGCGUACUGUGAGCUGUAUAUUAUGUGCGCGCACAUGGUGCUUGACGUUGUCCCGCGCGCUCGUCUCGCUGAUAAUACGGUACUGGACGACAUCACCUAUGACCACGACUUGAUUGUUGCACAGACUACCAAGGGCUCCAUAUCUGUCCGCAUUGCUAUCGAUUAG
Pyrenophora tritici-repentis Pt-1C-BFP is the source of this 1560-nucleotide messenger RNA. RefSeq names its product CypX, Cytochrome P450. NCBI's taxonomy places the organism in Eukaryota, Fungi, Ascomycota, Dothideomycetes, Pleosporales, Pleosporaceae. Gene Ontology annotation, molecular function: heme binding; monooxygenase activity; iron ion binding. The record is from RefSeq and is a predicted model, not a curated record.